AUGUGUAUAUGUUGUCAACUCGCGUCGGCUUCAACGCGUCACCUACGGAGUAAACACCGGCGCAGCCCAUAUAUUCAGGCCGCGCCCGCAGAGACCAUCAACCAUGCCAUGAAAUCCAUUCCCGAGAAUAUCUAUCCCGACUAUUGCCACAGCCUGUCACCGACGAUCGGGAAAUGGUGUCCGUUACAGGCAACCGAUGUGCACCGUCUGCGAGACGUGGGAAUGUUUUCCGAUGGCAGAGUACUCUACCAUCUCGGCAAUCACCCAGUCAAGUGGGUGCGGAUCACCGGCGUCGUCGUGGCAAUGGAUCAGUAUCCGGGCAAGAGAGUGUAUGUGGUCGAUGACAGCAGCGGGAUGAAUAUCGAGUGCGCAGCUGCUGCGCCAGUAAGCUCUCCUAUAAACGAAGCUCCAGCUGUCCCGAAGCAUCUGGAUCAAAUUGCUUCACUGAUGGCUGCCAAACCCUCCAACGCGCCGCCGAAGAAGCCAGAGCGAAUGAAGGAGACCCAGGGCGAGGAAAAGAACACGAGCCCUUCGGUUCAGACCCCAAUGGUACCUUGGGAUGAGAUCGAUGUCGGGAUGGUAGUGAAGGUCAAGGGCCGGGUCAACAGCCGGUGGGAUAUCAUUCAGAUUGAGGUUGUCAAGGUGGAAGUGAUGCGGUGUACAGAUCAAGAGGUCAGGUGCUGGAACGAGAUUAUGGCAUUCAAGAGAGAUGUGUCAGAUCGUCCGUGGGUGGUUAGCAAGGAGCAGGAAGAGAAGUGUAGAAGGCUCAAGGAGCGAGAGUUGCGUGGGUCCAAGAACGGUGGAAGGAGGGCUGAGAGUAGAGAACAGAGGAAGAAGAGGAAGGACGACGAGAAGAAAGCGGCGGAGAGAAGGGAGGAAAGGAAGGAGAGUGUCAAGAGGAAGAGGGAUGAUGAGAGGACGAGGAAACGGACGAAGGCCGGUUAUCCUUCGACGGCCGUGAUGAAGGUAGCGGCCGGGCAUCACGCUGCUGUUGGGAUUUGA
Molecule: messenger RNA, 1002 nt
Organism: Drepanopeziza brunnea f. sp. 'multigermtubi' MB_m1
Lineage: Eukaryota; Fungi; Ascomycota; Leotiomycetes; Helotiales; Drepanopezizaceae
Source: RefSeq, a predicted model, not a curated record